GGGUGGUCAGCAGCCCUCACAUUACUUGCAUUAUUCAGGUUCAGGCCAGCCCUGGUUCUCAGAGAGAAAACAAAAGUUUGCCCUGAUCAGAGAUGAGGUCACUGAUGGGACAAGGUGAGCGUGCUGUUUUAUGCUUUGUAAUUGAUGAGAGAACUUUACCAUUUUUUUUAAACACUGGUUACCAUGGAGCAGUCAACUGAAAGCAUCCUUAUUUAAAAUGUUUGCUCUUGCAUCCUUCAAAAAACCCCUGAGAAGAGACAUGUCCUUGGAUUAUUACGAGAUUUAUGUUUGUACAAAAACAUCUGACCGGAUUUGGGGAAUUCAGACUGAGAUUCACAGCAGUUGGCUGUGAUCUUUUGCAGCGUUUUACUUUAAAAAGGUGUGGUCUUCUGAUAUCGCCUGCUACAAAACUCCACGGGGGGCAUUUUUUUCCCCCCCUUGUCAGACAGCUACACCCUUCUGUGAUGCAGUUUAGCUCGUAACCCAUCUGCUUGUGGGCAGUGAUGUAAACAUACCAGCUGCCUCUGAAGAACCACUCUGAAUCCUGCAGGAGGCAGGUCUCUUCCCCGAGCAUCGCUCUCCUCUGCAGCAUAAGUCACUGUCUCGCCAACCACGCUGUGCUGUCCCUAAACCCUCACAUCUACCCAUCUGAGAGUCAGAUCGAGUAAUCCUCUUACAGGUCAAUGAUUUUUGCAGUGUAGCUUCGUUUAAGGGAUUUAAGCUCGAUUCAUAAUGUGCUACCAUUGCGUUGGAAUGGAAAGGCUUGCUUAGAAGGGGCUUGGCUGGCACGAAAGCUUCUCGUUGUGUGUCCCACCAGCACAGAGAGACGGUGGGAAGGAGGAAACCUAGCAGCAGUGCCAGCACUGCACUGAAAAUGAAGGCUCUCCUGUUACUGGUCCUACCUUGGCUAAGUCCUGCAAACUACAUAGACAAUGUGGGCAACCUGCACUUCUUGUACUCCGAGCUAUGUAAAGGAGCAUCCCACUAUGGCCUUACCAAGGAACGGAAGAGGCGUUCCCAGGACUGCUCUCCAGACCGUGGCUCCAGCUUGGCAGUAGCUGCCCUGGGCCCUGAGCUCUCAGCAGCCGCGGCCAUCGCCUUAAUGACAGAUGAGCCAGGGCUGGUGAACCCAGCCUUCAGCCCCACCUCAGAGGACAGCCAGCUGGGCAGCAGCCCCGGAGACCUGCACCGCAGCAACCGCAACCGAACUCGACACUUUGAACGUUCCACUAUAAGAAGCAGAUCUUUUAAAAAAAUAAACAAGGCGUUCAGCGUCCUUCGAAGGACAAAAAGUGGAAGUGCUGUUUCCAACCAGACUGACCGGGAAAGGGAGACUGUUGGAAGCUCUGCUGCUGGAGAGGAAGGUUUCCCCAGGCUGUACCACCUGAUUCCAGAUGGGGAGAUUACCUGCAUUAAGAUCAGCCGUACGGAUCCCCAUGAAAGCCUGGCCAUCAGGAUCGUGGGAGGCAGUGAGACCCCUUUGGUUCACAUUAUUAUACAGCAUAUUUAUCAAGAUGGGGUGAUUGCCAGAGACGGAAGAUUGCUGCCUGGAGACAUGAUACUAAAGGUAAAUGGCAUGGACAUCAAAAAUGUGCCUCACAACUAUGCCCUGUCAAUCCUGAAGCAGCCCUGCCACGUGCUGCGACUGACGGUGCUCCGAGAGCAGAGGUACCGAUGCCGAAACAGCGGGCUUUCCCUGGAUGCUCUCUGCAAUAGGGAUGACAGCUUCCACGUAGUGCUAAACAAGAGCAGUCCGGAUGAGCAGCUGGGCAUAAAGCUGGUCCGCAAGGCCGACGAGCCGGGGGUGUUCAUCUUCAACUUGCUGGAAGGCGGCAUGGCUGCCCGCGAUGGGCAGCUGCAGGAGAACGACCGCGUGCUGGCCAUCAACGGGCACGACCACCGCUACGGCAGCCCCGAGAGCGCUGCCCAGCUGAUACAGGCCAGCGAGAAGCAGGUUCACUUCGUGGUGUCGCGGCAGAGCAGGCAGCAGACCCCCGACCUCCUGCAGGAGACGGGCUGGACUUCCAGAGCCGGCAGCGCCCAGCCUUGUCCCGCCGAGAGAAACAACGCCGGCAAGAGCACACUUCACACUGUCACCUGUCAUGAGAAGGUGGUGGCUGUCCGGAAAGAUCACAUGGAAUCUCUGGGAAUGACUGUGGCAGGUGGAGCAUCUAACCGGGAAUGGGAUUUGCCUAUCUAUGUGAUAAGUGUGGAACCUGGAGGAGUGAUCAGCAGAGACAGCAGGAUAAAAACAGGUGACAUCCUCCUGAACGUGAACGGCAUUGAUCUGACAGGAGUCAGCCGGAGUGAGGCCGUCGCUCUGCUGAAGAACACCAACUCCUCAGUGGUGCUCAAAGCCCUGGAGAUGAGAGCAUGUGAAGCCCAGGAGGAGCAGGGUCACCUACCAGCCCCCGAGGACACACAGGCGAGCUCCGAGAGCAGCGAGUGGUCACCGUCCUGGGUUAUGUGGCUGGGGCUGCCACGAUAUUUGUACAGCUGCAAAGAAAUUGUAUUACGAAGAAAUACAUCUGGAAGUCUUGGCUUCAGCAUCGUAGGAGGUUAUGAAGAACAUACUGGGAACAAACCAUUCUUUAUCAAAUCCAUUGUUGGGGGAACACCAGCAUAUAAUGAUGGCAGAAUUAGAUGCGGUGACAUCCUCCUUGCUGUCAAUGGCAGGAACACAUCAGGAAUGAUGCAUGCCUGCUUGGCAAGGAUGCUCAAAGAACUAAAAGGAAAAAUUACUCUCACAAUUGUGUCCUGGCCUGGCACAUUUUUAUAAAACAAGUUGUCAUGGAGAGUGUGACAAGUAUCUUAACAUGGGGAAAACAUUUUUAAAAAAAGGAACACCAGUCUUUGCUUUUUGGGGGAGUAAAGUAUGUAUUUAUAAAGAAAAGGUUUGUGAAAUUUCAACCUGCAUGUCAAGAAAAGUCAAGUUUAGGCAAAGCAGUGACACCCAUCAGAAAAUCACUUCAGAGUGAUCCAAGCUACAGACUUAAGUCCUUCCUUCCCUGUGUUCUUAAGGGUUUUUUGUUGUUUUUUUAUACAUACCUAUAUAUCUAUUUAAUGCAUAAUAAUAAUAAUAAUGAUGAUGAAACUUAAGGAGCAACAGCUUCUGCUCACCCACUUUAUUUUGAUUUACAAAAAGAAAACCUUGAAUAACUUAUGGAAAUAUUUCUUUCAAUUUUUCUAGUUGCAAUAAUCAGGUGAAGGUUUUUAUCCAACACAUUAAUAGCACUUUGAUUAUGUGUACCUUUUCAUGGUCAGCAUGAAGCUGGUAUUUUCCAGACUUUCAAGUACUGUUUGUUAGUCUGUAAAACUGUGAAUGAAAUUUCUAAAAUAAUUAAAAAUAACUGUAACUGUG
This is a messenger RNA of Serinus canaria (Common canary), 3361 nucleotides long. RefSeq names its product ligand of numb-protein X 1 (gene LNX1). The record is from RefSeq and is a predicted model, not a curated record. The transcript is spliced from 10 exons. Bases 875 to 2779 code for a protein of 634 amino acids. Gene Ontology annotation, cellular component: cytoplasm. Gene Ontology annotation, molecular function: ubiquitin-protein transferase activity; protein binding; metal ion binding. NCBI's taxonomy places the organism in Eukaryota, Metazoa, Chordata, Aves, Passeriformes, Fringillidae. Gene Ontology annotation, biological process: ubiquitin-dependent protein catabolic process.